GUCCCAUGCCUUGUUUGACCACGGCCUAUUCCAGCACCGGCCAGUCACCCGCCAUUCUGUGUCCGAAACAUAACUUACCUUAACAUUGCAACCCAUGGUACUGUACCCAUUUGCGAAUCUCCCCCCAAUCUAACUGCUUGCCUAUUCCGACUCACAGACAACCAAGCCGACAUUUGCUCUCUUUUUUGUCCAACCAUUCCAUGAUGCGCCUGCUUGUUGCACAACACCCGCCUUCCUGUUAGAGUCUGCACAACCCAAUUACAUGGGGUAGACAAGAUGUCAUAUCCCACCACAACCUGCCAGCAGCCAGCGGAUGAUCUACUCUACGGCUUCGACAUUCCGGAUGAGGAUAUCAAGAAAUUUCUCGGCUCCCUGGUUGCCUCUGGCCAGGCACCGCAAGCUGAGAUCAAUGCGCUACGGGAGCUGAGUCUCAUGCGAGGGGUCGAGGAGUGGGAUAUGUUGUUUCAGUGCGCCCUGGCGCUCCGUGCGAAGCAUGGGGAGUGGAACCAACCAGAUGAUGGCUCGCGGGGCGAGGCGAGUCUGGUGCCGUUUCUUGACGCGGUUCUCCAGGGUCAGGAUGCCUGGAGCGCCGGUUGUACGGCGAGGGACAAAAAAAGGAAGGGGAUUCACAAACCGGGGGUGGCGAGGAAAAGAGCGCCAGGAAACGGCGUUUCUCACUUUUGGGAGGAGGAUGGUAACACGAGCGAGACAGUCGGACGGAGGCGACGAAGCCAGGAGGACCAUUCGCCGUCUGCCCCUCGAUGCCCGGGAAGCUGCCAGGAUAUCCACAUCACGGAAGGCAUACAGGACGAUAAGACCGACGGGGACCUGGGCUGCGUCUUUGUCCAGGAGGCCCAGGAUAUCGCGCCGGGAUUCCACUCUGCCGAAGAAGAAGUCUCUGCUGCAACCAAAGAAAUCUCAUCAUGUCUAUUUACGAAGGAGUCGACUACAUCAGACGGAGCUGACUCCGAGCACCUUGGGGCACCGAGGGAUACUGAAAGAGCAGUCAGAGCCACGGGAGGAUCAAAGUCGCCUUUCUUUGGCGCAUCGACACCGACACGAGCAAGCCAGUCAAACGCAGGACCAACUCCGCCAUCGACGAGAAAGAAACUGCGUCCACCGCGAGGCACCGUCUCCAGCCUCCCAGUUCCCCCUCUCUCCGCCGACCGCUUCGGCUUGAUCCAGGAGGAGCUGGCCGACGACCCCUUCUCCCUCCUCAUCGCCGUCACGUUUCUGAUCCGCACCACCGGCAAGGCAGCCAUCCCAGUUUUCCGUCAGCUGAUGGAGCGUUUUCCCCUCCCCGAAGCACUCGCGGCCGCGGACCCGGCCGAGAUCAUCACCCUGAUCCAUCCCCUGGGCUUGUCAGCUGUGCGGUGUGCGGCCAUACAAAAGUACGCCCGCCUGUGGCUAAAGAAGCCGCCAACAAGGGAGGUCCGGUACGGAAUCAAGAACUAUCCGCAGCCUGGGGACGGGCGUCAUGUAAGGGCGGGCGAGGAGUUUGGUCCUGAGGAUGGCGGCGUCUGUGCGUUGGAUGCCUUCGACAGGGUCUGUCCCAUGGUGGACGCUGUGGCGGAUGCACGAGACAGGGCGAUCGGGUGUGCGUGGGAGAUUGGGCAUCUCACUCAGGGGCCGUACGCGCUGGACUCAUGGCGCAUCUUCUGCAGAGACGAGCUGCUGGGCCGGUCGAGGCACUGGACGGGGAAGGGCAGCCUGCCUGGGUUCCAGCCGGAGUGGAUGCGUGUUCUGCCCCGGGACAAGGAGUUGCGGGCGUGUUUGCAAUGGAUGUGGAUGAGGGAGGGCUGGGAGUGGGAUCCCCUGACAGGAAACGGGCCCAACCUUGAUCUGUGGUCCCUGAAUCUGUAUCGUGACGCAUGA
Parathielavia appendiculata is the source of this 1875-nucleotide messenger RNA. Its product is annotated as DNA glycosylase. Gene Ontology annotation, cellular component: nucleus. The record is from RefSeq and is a predicted model, not a curated record. Lineage: Eukaryota; Fungi; Ascomycota; Sordariomycetes; Sordariales; Chaetomiaceae. Bases 277 to 1875 code for a protein of 532 amino acids. Gene Ontology annotation, molecular function: DNA binding; catalytic activity. The transcript has 3 exons. Gene Ontology annotation, biological process: base-excision repair.